CAUAAAAUUCCUUGCACUGUUAACUUGAUACUCUUGUUUUCAGAUGUCUUGCCGUUAUAUACCUGAAAUCGAUUCAUCAUCUAUAGACAUUUGAUAUUACAAAUAUAAUGAAAUCCUCAAAUUUAAAACCUCCUCCACCAUAUAAUCCAAACUGUAAUGAAAAAGGAGUACUCUGUUAUACAAUUGCAUCAACUAAUGAAUGUCCUGAAUAUAACCAAAGAAUGAUUAAAGAUUUUGUAUCUCAUCAAUCAAUCUCAAGAAAUACAUUAAACUCAUUGAACCCAAAUUCUGUUGGUAAUGAAGUAGAAUAUCUUCCUCAGUCAGAUAAUGUGUUACUAUUACCUUAUGCUUCGACAAUACAUCAAUCUCCUUCGAUCCAUUCAAACAAUGUGGUGUCCAUAACACACCAAGAUUCGUUUUCAAACCCAAAAUCGUUUUGCGCCAAGAAAGAUUAUGAUAAUCAAAAUAUAAAUUUUCAAAACUUCGGGUAUCCAAUCAAUAACUACAUUAAUUAUUGCCAAUUGAGUGCCAAGGUUAACCCUACUUCUAUGUACGAGACGGAGGCUGCCAUUGCUGUUCGAGCAGCCAAGAUGGUAGAUAUGCUGGCUAGGGAAAAUGACUCAUUGCGAAAGACUUUGGAGCAACACGAAAAAAAGAUAUGUCAAAUUCAAAAAUUAGAAAUAGCCCUUGAAAAUACUCAAAGAGGUCACGACAUUCUUAUACAGGCAAACGAGAAAAGAGAAAACUUGGAAAAGAUGGUAAGAAUGAAACUUGAAACGGAAAUAAAAAAAUUGAAGGAACAAAAUCAACAAUUAUUAGAAAACAUACAUAUAUUUGAUAGCCGCAAUCGCUUGCUCUGCACUGCCGCGGAUCGCGAUAAACAAGAACCUAAUCUAGAAAAAAAGUUAUUGAAAGAUAUUGGCAACGAUCAAUCAGCAAAUGUAAAAUAUUAUAAAACUAAUUCUUUGGAAAAUAUUACGAGCGAACUUAACAAAAAAGAUGUCAUAAUCGGCCAAAUGAUUAGUCAAAAUAAGGAAUUGAUAGCUAUUAAUGAGAAAAAAGAAAUGGAAAUUCUUGCGCAAAAAAAGACUUUCGUUGAACAGAUGUCUCAAUUAGAAGUUUUGCAAAAAGCAUUGUUACAAGCUCAGACUAACGUUCUAAGAUUGGAAGAAAUAGUAUCAUCACUCGCUGACCAUUUUCCUCCCUUCAUACGCAAACUCCUUAAAGACCAACUUUCUAUAGCGUUGACAUCCUCUUCUCAUUCCCUCAACGAAAUUUCGGCGCAAAAAUUAGUUCAAGACAAUUUUUCCCAUUUGUCUGCUAGCGAUAGGAAUAUACCUUUGUUUUCUUCAACAUCUAUUGCCUCCGAUUCUCAUCCCGAGCUGUGCUCAUUGUUUAAACAAUCGGUUAAACUCAUUGCCCCUGCCGACCACGAAUCUACACUCAAGAAUAUCCUUAGUCAUACCAAAAAUAUUCCUUAUAUUAAAGAAUCUCCCGCCGCAUUAGUGGCUUCAGCCACCCGGGACAAUAACGAACUCAUAGAGCGAAUUACAAAUUUAAAGUUUAACUUGGCGCAAAAGGAAGCUCUUAUCAUGGAUUUGUUAGACGAAAAUAAAGGUACACAUUCUGAUAUGGAUCAUAAAAUUUAUGACAUAUAUCAAGUCAACAACAAGGCCGAUUGUGAUACUCUAAAAAAUUCUCAGUCCGAUCAUAAUAUGUCGACCAAUAAAAAUAUAAUCGUUUCUUCAGAAGUUAGAUCUCGUCAAAUCAACUAUAAUGAAAAUGUAAAUGUUAUUAAAAAUAGCGAUAAAAUUCAAAAUAAUUUUGAUGCGAAUUCAAAAAAGAAUGUGAUAUCAGAUUCAGAAUCUUUGGAAAAGCUUUGGAAAAUAUAAUUAUUCGAAAUUCAU
Messenger RNA from Gordionus sp. m RMFG-2023, 1907 nucleotides. RefSeq lists its product as uncharacterized. The record is from RefSeq and is a predicted model, not a curated record. The transcript has 10 exons. Gene Ontology annotation, cellular component: plasma membrane; bicellular tight junction; cytoplasmic vesicle. NCBI's taxonomy places the organism in Eukaryota, Metazoa, Nematomorpha, Gordioida, Chordodea, Parachordodidae. Gene Ontology annotation, biological process: regulation of cell migration; actin cytoskeleton organization. The coding region runs from base 108 to 1892 and encodes 594 amino acids.